GAGGAAGAGGCAGAGGUCGUGGAGGCCGUGGUGGUCGUGGAAGCGAAGCGGCAUGCAUGAAAGGUGGAGACUACGAGACGGGCCGAGUGAAGAUCGAUACCCAGGCCAAUUCUUCUUUGUCUCCACGCAAGCGGCAGCUGCAGCAGGAGGUGUGGAAGGCUUUGAGGAGCCAGCUACUGUGGGAAAGGUCACCCUUCACUCUCUGGACUUUUGGGUGAUCGAUAGCGGCGCCACCUAUAGCAUGACACCUCGUGCGGACUUGCUCACCGAACUCGAACCGUCGCCGGUCAAGCAUGUCACAUCGGCUUUGGGGCAGCGAGCAGAGGUGAAAGGCAUGGGCAAGGCCAUGUUCAAGGGUGCUGAUGGGAAGAUGGUGGGCCUCAAGAACGUGCUUUGGGUGCCCAACCUUGCAGCCAACCUGAUUUCUGUGCGGCAUUUGCAAAAGGCCGGCAUGGACACAUCUUCCAAGGGAUCCAAAACUAUACCGCGCGGCUUGCCUGCUGAUAUGAUGACCAAGAGGCUGGUUGAGCAGCAGCAUUGGAAGUGUUGCAAGCUUGCUGGGAUGGCUCUGAACUAAGGGGGGCAGAUUCUAAGGCCAACAAUCCGAGGGGGAGUUUGUUGGUGCAACCCUAUGGCUUG
Messenger RNA from Closterium sp. NIES-67, 639 nucleotides. NCBI's taxonomy places the organism in Eukaryota, Viridiplantae, Streptophyta, Zygnematophyceae, Desmidiales, Closteriaceae. The record is from the annotation of a GenBank genome assembly.